Pseudogymnoascus destructans is the source of this 1677-nucleotide messenger RNA. RefSeq names its product Nin1 binding protein (gene NOB1). The transcript has a single exon. Gene Ontology annotation, cellular component: preribosome, small subunit precursor. Lineage: Eukaryota; Fungi; Ascomycota; Leotiomycetes; Thelebolales; Thelebolaceae. Gene Ontology annotation, biological process: maturation of SSU-rRNA; ribosomal small subunit biogenesis. Gene Ontology annotation, molecular function: RNA endonuclease activity. The coding region runs from base 73 to 1494 and encodes 473 amino acids. The record is from RefSeq and is a predicted model, not a curated record.
CCUUCAAAAACCACCCCACCAAAACCUCACACCCACACACCACACACCACACACCUACACACGACCACAACCAUGGCGACCGAAACACCUAAACCUAUGCACACCCUAGUCCUCGACGCCGCCCCUAUCAUCACCAACACCCCCCCCAUCUCGACUCUCCUCGCCCAAUCCAGCGAGCUCUACACCGUCCCCCACGUCCUCUCGGAGAUCCGCGACGUAGCAGCGCGCUAUCGUCUCGAGACUACUCUGCUGCCGUUUUUGAAACUCAGGACCCCGAGGCCGGCGAGUGUGAAGGCGGUGACUGAUUUUGCGAGACGCACGGGCGAUCUGGAGGUCCUGAGUAAACCGGAUGUGUUGGUGUUGGCGCUGAGUUAUGAGUUGGAGUGUGAGAGGAAUGGGGGGGAUUGGAGGUUGAGGAGUUUGCCGGGGCAGAAGAGGUUGAAUGGGGCGCCGCCGGGGAGUGUGGUGGAGGGGAAGGAGGGGGAUAAGGUUGAGGGGGGAAAGGAGGUGGAGGUUAAGGAAGAGCUGAAAGAGGAGGUCAAGGAGGUGAAGCCGAUACUUGAGAGUCGGGGAGCGUGGGGGACAAAAAUACCUGUUGCAGAGCCGGUUGUGGCGGAGGCUGAGGUAGAGGCGAAGAGGGAUGUUGGAAUCCCAGCGGAAGUUGCGGAGGGCCCAGCGAAAGACGCUGAAGUCCCGGAAGUCAAGACGGAAGAGCCAACGCCUGAAUCCACCGAGCCAUCCACAGAAGAGAAGACCGAGGCCAAACCAGCAGAGGAGUCUCUAGCCGCUCUGUCCCUCGAAUCCUCCAUCGACACCAUUCCCGACGCCCCAGAAGAAGUCGAAGAGUCCGAGUCCGAAGACGACGAAGGCGGCUGGAUCACCCCCUCCAACAUCAAAAAAGUCCAAGCCAAAGAGACCGCCGGCUCCGCCCCCCAAGAGCCCGAAGUCAAAACCAUGCAAGUCGCCUGCAUCACCUCCGACUUCGCCAUGCAGAACGUGCUCCUCCGCAUGAACCUCAACCUUCUCUCCCCAACCAUGACUCGCGUGCGCCAGCUCAAGACGUGGGUGUUACGCUGCCACGCGUGCUUCGCCGUCACCAAGGACAUGUCGAAGCAAUUCUGCUCUCGCUGCGGAAAGCCGACUUUGCUGCGCGUGAGCUGUUCCACCGACAAGGAUGGGACGUUCAAGGUCCACUUGAAGAAGAACAAGCAAUGGAGCCCGCGCGGGAAUGUGUAUUCCAUCCCCAAGCCCGUAGCAGGGAGUGCGAAUACGCGCGCGGGAGGGGGCGGGAAGGGGGGGUGGGGACAGGCGCUUAUUCUGGCGGAGGAUCAGAAGGAGUAUGUGCAGGCGGCGGAGAGGGCGAAGAGGACGAAGGAGAGGGAUCUGAUGGAUGAGGAUUAUUUGCCGGGGUUGCUGAGUGGGAGUCGCAGGGGGCCGGGGGGGAGACCGAUGGUGGGGGCGGGGAGGAAUGUUAAUUCCAAGAAGAGGCAUUGAAGGGGUGUAGUGAGUAGGCGGCGGUAGGCUGGACGUAAAGAGGCAUGGCGUUGAAUGGGGUGGGAGUUGGGAUAGGAUGUAUGGGAUAUAUUCUAUCGGGCUUAGAAGAAAACGAAGAGGCGUCAUUUUUGAAUCAAGCAUAGGUAAACACACGCAUGGAUGUAGUUUGAAGUGACUGGGGUC